AUGGCUCUGGCCACAUUCAUCUGCUUUGUUGCUUCAAGGUCCCACGAAGCCUACACAGCGCUUGCGGUCAUCGAAGUUGUCAUCACUUUGUUGUUUUUCCUACUGUACUUACUAAAACUAGACAAAAAGAUGAAAUGGCUCUUUUGGCCUCUGGCUGAUAUUUUCAACUCGGUGAUUGCAGCUGUGUUUCUCCUAAUUGUGUGCCUGUUUGCCAUAAUAAUCAAGACAAACUAUGGGACGCUGGUUGGGGGAGUGUUGGGCCUUGUUUUGCUUGUUCUGUGCAUUGUAGAUGCAGUUGUUCUUUUCCGCAAGAUCAGCCUUAGUGGACCCAGAGAAAGGAAUUAUCCUACCAGAUGAGAGCUACCUUGUUAGCUAAAGAGCAAUUUCUCAGUAAGGCAUUUGUGUUACUGCAUUCUUCUAAAGAAUCUGUAUUUUA
Messenger RNA from Tinamus guttatus (white-throated tinamou), 436 nucleotides. The record is from RefSeq and is a predicted model, not a curated record. NCBI's taxonomy places the organism in Eukaryota, Metazoa, Chordata, Aves, Tinamiformes, Tinamidae.